Messenger RNA from Arachis duranensis, 3309 nucleotides. RefSeq names its product E3 SUMO-protein ligase SIZ1. Gene Ontology annotation, molecular function: SUMO ligase activity; zinc ion binding. The record is from RefSeq and is a predicted model, not a curated record. NCBI's taxonomy places the organism in Eukaryota, Viridiplantae, Streptophyta, Magnoliopsida, Fabales, Fabaceae. Gene Ontology annotation, biological process: protein sumoylation.
GCGCAGGGAAACGCAACCCGGACCUGUUGGCCGCACAAAACCGGAUUGAAUAAUCGGCGAUAGGUCCGAAACUUUUCGUUUUGGCAUUGUUAAGUGCAGAUUCAUUUUUCUGGUUUUGGUCUCUUUUUCGCUUCUAUUCUCUUCGGUCAAAAACACACAAACACGCCAUCAAACCAGCCACCAUCCCCAAAGUCGGUACUGGUUGGGUCAGCAUGCGUUAGAUUCUGUACCUUUGCUGUUCGAUUGAUUGAUCCUGUGCUGAAUUAUCGGGUUUGUGGAGAUGGAUUUGGCAUCCAGUUGCAAGGAAAAAUUGGCAUAUUUUCGAAUAAAAGAGCUCAAAGAUGUCCUCACGCAGUUGGGCCUUUCAAAGCAGGGAAAAAAGCAGGAUCUUGUUGAUCGGAUACUAUCUAUGCUCUCAGAUGAUCAAGUAUCCAAAAUGUUUGCCAAGAAGAAUGCUAUUGGAAAAGAACAGGUGGCAAAAUUAGUGGACGACACGUAUAGAAAAAUGCAGAUAUCUGGUGCCACUGACCUUGCAUCAAAGGGACAGGGAGCCUCAGAUAGCAGUAAUGUGAAAAUUAAAGGUGAAAAAGAUGAUUCCUUUCAAUCAGAUACAAAGAUUCGCUGUAUCUGCGGAAGUACAUUGGAUACAGAUCCAUUGGUCAAGUGUGACGAUCCACGAUGCCAUGUGUGGCAGCACAUAAAUUGUGUUAUUGUUCCAGAAAAACCUAUGGAAGGUGUCCUGCCAGUACCUGAUAAAUUUUAUUGUGAACUCUGCAGACUCAGCCGUGCAGACCCGUUUUGGGUUUCAAUGGGACACCCCUUGUUUCCUGUGAAGUUGAGCAUAACAAGUAAUCCAACUGAUGGAUCCAACCCAAUGCAGAGUGUGGAUAGAACAUUUCAAUUGACAAGAGCAGACAAGGACUUGGUAUCAAAACCAGAAUUUGAUAUUCAGGCUUGGUGUAUGCUUCUGAACGACAAGGUUUCAUUCAGGAUGCAGUGGCCACAGUAUACAGACCUACAGGUCAAUGGUGUUCCUGUUCGUGCAAUUAACAGACCUGGUUCACAAUUACUUGGGGCUAAUGGGCGUGAUGAUGGUCCAAUUAUCACGCCAUAUACAAAAGACGGAAUUAAUAAGAUUACCUUAACAGGAUGUGAUGCUCGCAUUUUUUGUGUGGGGGUUCGUAUUGUUAAAAGGCGCAGCAUGCAACAGAUCCUAAACAUAAUUCCAAAGGAACCUGAAGGUGAACAAUUUGAUGAUGCUCUUGCACGAGUUCGUCGUUGUGUUGGAGGUGGAAAUGAAGAUGAUAAUGCUGACAGUGACAGUGAUUUGGAAGUGGUUUCAGACACUUUUAGCAUCAGCCUUCGUUGUCCGAUGAGUGGUUCAAGGAUGAAGAUUGCAGGUAGAUUCAAGCCUUGUAUUCACAUGGGAUGUUUUGAUCUUGAAGUUUUUGUGGAAAUGAACCAAAGGUCAAGGAAGUGGCAGUGCCCAAUAUGUCUCAAAAACUAUGCGUUGGAGAAUAUCAUUAUUGAUCCCUAUUUCAAUCGCAUCACUUCUCGGAUGACAAACUGUGGUGAGGAGGUUACAGAUAUUGAGGUGAAGCCCGAUGGUUCUUGGCGUGUUAAGACCAAGAGUGAAAGUGAGCGCCUGGAGUUGGGGAAUCUUGCACAAUGGCACUUCCCUGACGGGUCCCUCUGUGUUUCGGCUGAUGGAGAAGGCAGAAGAGUGGAAGCUUUGAAGCUGGUCAAACAGGAGGGUGUUUCAGACAGUCCUACUGGCUUAAAGCUUGGCAUUAGGAAGAAUCGCGAUGGACUUUGGGAAGUCAGCAAACCUGAGGACACAAACACCUCUUCUGGUAAUAGAUUGAAAGAGGUAUUUGGAAAUCAUGAAGUGGUUAUUCCAAUGAGCAGUAGUACCACCAACGGAAUUGAGAUGGAUUCUCCAUAUCUCAAUAAUGUUAAUUUAUCAUAUGAUUAUACUGCAAAUAACACUUCUGCUCAGGUAGGUGGUGCAGAAGUUAUUGUUCUUAGUGAUUCUGAAGAAGAUAAUGAUUUAUUGGUAUCUCCUGCAAUUACCUAUAAGAACAACGAAACUGAAGAUGGUUACUCGGUGCCACCGCCUGGAAUUGUUGAUUCGUAUAAUGAAGAGCACACUAAUCUUGGUGGUAAUUCAUGCUUAGGACUUUUCCCUAAUGAUGAUGAUUUUGGUUUGUGGUCCUUACCACCUGGAACUCAGGCUGGCCCAGGAUUCCAAUUAUUUAGUCCUGAUGCAGAUGUGUCAGAUGCAUUGGUGCAUUUGCAGCAUGGUCCUAUGAAUUGCUCAUCUUCAUUGAAUGGUUAUGCAUUGGCUCCGGAUGCUGGUUUGGGGUCUGGUAGUCUUAUACCAGAUUCCUCUGCUGGUCGAUCGGAUGCUGAUUUAAAUGUUGGAUUGGUUGACAAUCCAUUGGCAUUUGGGGGAGAUGACCCCUCGAGAGAUCAGGCAAAUAUAUCUAAUGGUGUCCUAAAUGAGGAUUGGAUAUCUCUUAGUCUUGGUGGUGGUGCUGCUGGUACAAAUGGUGAUGCUUCCACUCAAAAUGGGUUGAAUUCUGGACUUCAAAUCGCACCCAGAGAUCUAGCUAGAGAAGGUGCCGCAAAUACCAAUAUGGAUGAUGCUGCAUCUUUGCUUCUUGGUAUGAAUGAUGCUAGAUCCGACAAGUCAAGUAGACAAAGAUCAGAUAGCCCAUUUUCAUUUCCUCGCCAAAAGCGUUCUGUAAGGCCACGCUUGUAUCUUUCUAUCGACUCAGAUUCUGAAUAAUAGGUAUCAGACCUUGUGUCUCAAGAUAUUUAGGCACUCUCCUUAAUGCCAGAUUUUGUAUUUAGUAAGUGAAGGAAGUUGGGAGGCAUUUUUGAUCCUCAUGAAACAGCGGUUGAUGUCCAAGGCAUCUCUAUUCUGAGGCAUCUCCAUCGGAAUAGAGCUGCAGAUAUGCCCUGCCAACAUAUUUACUUCUACCCUGUUGGCAAAGAUGUUUGCUAUAAAGAUUCUUAAUUCUUUAUGCUUGAUAUUUAAGUUGUCCUUACCACACAUGUUAAUAGAUCAGGCUCAAGCUGUUGUUCUCUUCAAUUUUCAAUGAUGAAUCACUGGGUGGUGGGGGGUUAGGGGGGUAUAGUUCUGGUUUAAUGUACAGUUGAUCAUUCAGAGAUGGUAGUUCAACUUUUUAAUUUGGUGGGGAGUUCCCCAUAGAAACAUUAUAUCUGCAUUUUUCUGUACCAAGAACAAAUAACCUGUAAAUUUUUAGCCUUGAUUCAAUAGUGAAAUCAAAUAUUGUUUCUCAA